Messenger RNA from Oryctolagus cuniculus (rabbit), 6365 nucleotides. Lineage: Eukaryota; Metazoa; Chordata; Mammalia; Lagomorpha; Leporidae. The record is from RefSeq and is a predicted model, not a curated record.
GUGAUGCAAAAACUUUCUGGAUGGAGCUGGAAGAUCAUGGAAAAGUAGACUUUAUUUUUGAACAAGUGCAGAAUGUGCUGCAGUCACUGAAACAGAAGAUCAAAGAUGGCUCUGCCACAAAUAAAGGGGCCGGCGCUGUGGCUCAUUUGGUUAAUCCUCCGCCUGCGGUGGGACGCCGGGUUCUAGUCCCAGUUGCUCCUCUUCCAGUCCAGCUUUCUGCUGUGGCCCUGGAGGGCAGUGGAGGAUGGCCCAAGUGCUUGGGCCCCUGCAUCCGCAUGAAAGACCGGGAGGAAGCACCUGGCUCCUGGCUUCAGAUCGGCGCAGCACCGGCUGUGGCGGCCAUUUGGGGAGUGAACCAACGGAAGGAAGACCUUUCUGUGUCUCUCUCUCACUGUCUAUAAUUCUACCUGUCAAAUUUUUUUUUAAAAUGUUUAAAAAAAAAAAUCCUUGGCCGGCGCCGUGGCUCACUAGGCUAAUCCUCCGCCUGUGGCACCGGUAUCCCAUAUGGGCCCGGAGUUCUAGUCCCGGUUGCUCCUCUUCCAAUCCAGCUCUCUGCUGUGGCCCAGGAGGGCAGUGGAGGAUGGCCCAAGUGCUUGGACCCUACACCCGCAUGGGAGACCAGGAGGAAGCACCUGGCUCCUGGCUUCGGAUCAGCGUAGUUCUGGCCAUAGCGGCCAUUUGGGGGGUGAACCAAUGGAAGGAAGACCUUUCUCUCUGUCUCUCUCUCUUUCUCUCACUGUCUAUAACUCUACCUGUCAAAUUAAAAAAAAAAUUAAAAAAAAAUAAAAAAUCCUUUAAUUCUGUCUUCCAAAACUUUGAAGCACCCACAUAAAACAGUACAUAAACCUUUUUUUUCUUUAAUUUAUUUGACAGAUAGCGUGAGUUAACUGUCUAACUCUAAUUGAUCAUAAAAACUUAAGACAAAUGUGGAAACCUCCCUCCUUUAGUCCAUUAGGACAUAUAUUUUAAUAUUUUAAAAUUCACUUGCAUUUAAAGUUUGUUUUCAUUUUAUUUGAAAGGCAGAGAGAUAGAAACAGAUCUUCCAUCCACUGGUUUAUUCCCCAAAUGCCUGGCAAGCAGAAAUUGAGAGUGAGGAACUCCAUAUGGGCUUCCAUGUUGGGAACAGGGACUCAAGUUAGCACUGGUGAUUAACUGGAACCAUCAGCUGCCUCCAAGGGUGUACAUUAGCAGCAAGCUGGAUUGGAAGCAAAGUAGCUGAGGUUCAAACCAGGCACUCUGGUAUGGGAUGCAGCCAUCCCAAGUAGCAACUUAACCACUGUGCCAAACAGCUGCCCCAGGACAUAUGGUUUUAAAAUAAAGUUUUCCCCAGACUCUUCUUAUACUUACUAGGUAUUUUUAUGACAUUAAUCUAUUAGAUAUUUCUGCAAAAGAUUUAAUAUUUCUUUUCAAUCCUCCAUGAGUCAAAUAUAUCUAGAUUUGAAUCUACCCCUGCCACUUUUAGCUGCAUGACCUGCAAUAAAUAGCUUAGUCUCUGACCCUCUCAAGGGAAUUGUGAAAAUUAAAUGAGAGAAAAUAUGUAAAUUGUUUGACAUGAUGGUCAUGUUGAUUGCUUUUAUUCUGUUUUUUCUUUCCUUAACAGAAUAUAUCCAAGCAAUGAUCCUAGUGAAUGAAGCAACUCUAAAUAACAAUUUUUCAUUGGUAAAGGGUCAUAUACCUGUGACUGAGAAUGAAAAGGGAAACAAAUCACAAUCAUUUCCCUCUACAUCCUGUGAAAACUUGUUUCCUGAAGACAGUACAUUUCCAUCUACAGGAAACAAAGAGAUUCUUCCUCUGGAAAAUAAAGUUGUAGGCUUGAGAGCAAGAAAAUCAUCUUUGCAUUUAUCUUACCAAAGUCAUGAUUGCUCUCGUGCCUGUCUGGUGAAAAUGCCAAGCUUCAAAGGAGAAAACCCUCUACAGCUUCCAAUCAAGUGUCACUUCCAAAGGCGACACGCGAAGACAAACUCUCAUUCGUCAGCACUCCAUGUGAGUUAUAAAACUCCUUGUGGAAGGAGUCUACGAAACGUGGAGGAAGUUUUUCGUUACCUGCUUGAGACAGAGUGUAACUUUUUAUUUACAGAUAACUUUUCUUUCAAUACCUAUGUUCAGUUGACUCGGAAUUACCCAAAGCAAGAAGAAAUUGUUUCUGAUGUGGAUAUUAGCAAUGGAGUGGAGUCAGUGCCCAUUUCUUUCUGUAACGAAAUUGACAGUAGAAAGCUUCCACAGUUUAAGUACAGAAAGACUAUGUGGCCACGAACUUAUUAUCUAAACAGCUUUUCCAACAUGUUUACUGAUGCAUGUGACUGUUCUGAGGGCUGCAUAGACAUAACAAAAUGUGCAUGUCUUCAACUGACAGCAAGAAAUGCCGCAGUUUGUCCUUUGUCAAGUAAUAAAAUAAUGACUGGAUAUAAAUAUAAAAGACUACAGAGACAAAUACCUACUGGUAUUUAUGAAUGCAGCCUGUUGUGCAAGUGUAAUCGACAAAUGUGUCAAAAUCGAGUUGUCCAACAUGGUCCUCAAGUGAGACUACAGGUUUUCAAAACUGAGAAGAAAGGCUGGGGGGUACGCUGCCUAGAUGACAUUGACAGAGGGACAUUUGUUUGCACUUACUCAGGUAGAUUACUAAGCAGAGCUAACUUUGAGAAACCUGGUAAUGAAAAUGAAAAAGAAGAGAAUAUUGUGAAAAGUAUAUUUUCAAAAAAGAGGAAAAUAGAAGUUGCCUGUUCAGAGUGUGAGGUUGAAGUUAUUCCAUUAGAAUUGGAAACACAUCCUAGAAGUGCUGAAAGUGAGGACUGUUCACCUAAAUUCAGUAAUAAUUCCAAAGAGUCUAUUAUGGAAACAAAGUGCAACAACAUCUCAGGAACUCCGUAUCAUUCAGUUACUAAAAGUCCUAAAUCCAAGACAGCUGUUUUUCAACACAAUGAGAAAAAGAUGGGAUUUGUUUCCUCGGAAUCUGUCUCCUUGGAGGGUAGUGAUGGAUUUAAACCAAACCAAGAAUAUCUGAACUCCAGAGUCGGCAGAGUGCAAAAAGAGUCAAGUUCAAAACAAGUUGAAGAUUCUGAAGAGAAUCCUCUGAUUGAAUCAGAUGUGAUAGAUAUAACUAAAUGUUCAGAAGAGACUCCACCAAGGGACGGAUGUAACCAAACAACUACAUUGAUUAAUCAAAAUACUAAAAAUGAGGUUCAAAUACAGAAGCCCCAAAUGAAAAAAUCUACAACAUAUCAAAAUCAGCAGCUCUUUUGUGUUGAUGAGUUGCCAAGUGAAACCAAGAGCACUUCAUCUGAUUCUCCAACAAAGUUCAGUAAAGAGAAUAUGUUUUUAUUGGAUGCCACAAAAGAAGGAAAUGUGGGCCGCUUCCUUAACCAUAGUUGUUGCCCAAAUCUCUUGGUACAGAAUGUUUUUGUAGAAACACACGACAGGAAUUUUCCAUUGGUGGCAUUCUUCACCAACAGGUAUGUGAAAGCAAGAACAGAACUAACCUGGGAUUAUGGUUAUGAAGCUGGAACUGUACCUGAGAAGGAAAUCAUCUGCCAUUGUGGGGUUAACAAGUGUAGAAAAAAAAUACUAUGAAUAUGUUGCUAAUACCUAUUCAUUAAAUUACCUGUCAGGCUAAUUGGGGGCAGACAAAAGAACCUUUAGCCACCAAUGGAAUUAAUUUAGGGUAAAGUCUACCUAAGUAUUUCUUCUCUGAAACCCCUAUUCAAAGGGUUCAUGUUUAUUUCUAAUUUUAUUUGUAUGACUUAGAAUUGCCAGGAACAAAAAGGACAUUUUCAUAUGCAUAGGGUAUUUCUUGUUUUUACUGUUGUUAAAAUUUACAUGAGUAAAAUGGAUGUGUAUAUUUUAUAUGAAAUACUACUGUACAACUUUUAAUUUAUUUAUAAAUUAUAUAUUAAGAAACAAAAGGCACAAUAGAAUGCAGGUGUUUCUAAUUGUUUUUGUGAUUCUUAUCUUUUAGUUCUUGCCCCAAAGGGUCAAAUUUACUUCUUUACUUACAAAGGUGAUGUUUAAUUUUUGGCAAACCAUUUAUCAUUAUGAGUUGCAAGGUGGACAACAGAGCCUGAGCAAUAUGUAAGAACUAAUCUUAUGCAUAUACUCCCAAGUAGUUUAAUAUUUUUUGGAGAAGCCACUGCUGGCUCCAUAAAACACUUCGCCAUCAACUAUUGGAAAGUAAGGUUCCAGCAGAAUCUUUGAGCUGUGCAUCUGCUUUUCCAUAAUAUCUAGUCUCUUCACUCCAGACAGACAGCAGAAGUGGGAAUAGCUACUUAGAGGACUAGAAUAUUUUGUUCUAGGUAGAAUGAAGCUGUAAUAAAAGGAAACCCAGAAACCAGUCAAACUUAGCUUCUUUAUGUCAGAAGGAAUCAUGCUGGGCAAGAAUUUUACUUCAUGACCAGAAGGAAACACAACACAUCUGGGCUUCAGCAUCUGAAGCAGACUCUUGGUAUCUCUUGGGUAUAAUUUGCAGAUAGUUUUUCUAGAGAAAGCGGGAGUCAGCACUUUGCUAGGGGUUACCUCGCCUUGAUCAUCCAAUGGAAAAGGGGAUUAGGCAGCUCCAAAAGUCAAAAUGAAUUCUGUCCUUACGAAAACUGUACAUUUGGCUGCAACGAACUUCCCCCUCAGAACCAGAAAGGGAAUAAUAGUUUGAGAUGUAGUUAUCAAAAAUAAUUCUGAUUGCUGAGCAUUCGUAUGUUUUUGUUUUUGGACUUGACUCUGGGUUUAGUUACCUUUAAUUUGGACCUAAAUUAAUUUCUUAAAAAUAGUGGACUAGAUGAAAAAUUACCUAAAAUUGUUUGAGAGAAUGGGAAUCCAAAGUUCUAAGAAAAGCACCAAAAUAAACUGUAACCCUAGAAACGGCCUGCAGACAGAUGUGGAUGGUUGAAAGUCUGUCUAUUCACAGUAAAGAUGAAAUUAAGCAGUGUACUACAAUAAAGUGAAAAAACUUCAUCUAUAUGGGAAAUAUUUUUGUGCAGAGGGCUGCUCUUGUAACAGCCAGCAUUUCCUUGAGAUCUGCCUUCAGUCAUUUGAUAUUCAGAAACAAGGUAUUCUGUCAAUUUCAUCCUCUUAGAGACAUUUCUGCUGAAUUGUUCUGCUUCAGUCCGGACUGGUUCACAGCCAUCGUCUUCUACUAGAUAAGAUUCCCUUUGUCUCAUUCCAGAGCUAUUACCAGUUAAAUCCAAUUUUUUUCCUUUACUCUCAUGAAUUGGUGAAGUAUAUCCUCCAGUAGCUUUUGAAAAGGAAAAUGUGAAGUAAAUGUUUUUAGGAUUCUAAAUAUUUUCAAAUGCCUUUACCCUCAUAACUUGAUUGCUAUUUCAGCAGAGUAUAGAAUUCUUACAUCUUUUGAAGCUUAUAGGCUUAUCCUUGUCCUAACCUCCUGAAGCUGGGAAUUGUCCAUUUUUAUCUUGGUGAAGUCUUUGAAUCUGAAAGUUUUUUUCCUCCAAGGAAAUUUUCUUGAUCUAUUUUUCAAUGAUUUCUUAACUCUCUGGAAUUCCUGUUUCCAGAUGUGAGACCUGGAGGACUGCUUAUCUUUCUCUCAAUUUCCAGUUUGUCUUCCUGCUCCACUCUGGGAGACCCUUUCUCAGCUACAUCUUCAAAGUACCUGUUGUAGUUGAUUCUGGCCUCACUUAUAAUUCCUAAGAGCCUUUUUUUUUUUUUUUUACUAGCACCCCAUCUUGGGUCCAUGGUUGCAGUAUUUUCUCUUCAUUAUGUGUGUGUGUGUGUGUUUGUGCAUGUUUUGUUUUUGCUACAUCUUCUGUGUCCUGUCAGUUUCCUUUCUUUGUGGGGGUUCCAUGUGUUGUUUGGUCUUUAUCAUUCAUGUUACAGGCUUUCCUCAGAGUUCGUGAUCUUAGUCCACCGGCAUUUAAUUGUGGGAAAAAGCUCUUUGACUGCUUUGCCAUGAACUGUUUAGUUGUUUUGCUGGGGAAUCUGCUAAGGCCAGUGUCCUCAGGGCCUGGCAAGGAGUACUCUUCAUUUCCCUGCCUGAAGGACAGAAGCUUGGGCUUCCGGGUCUGCUCAUUACCCCUAUUGCAGCCACCACUCUCUUGAUUCCGUCAUCCAUUUCAUAUUUGUCAAGACCAUCUAUGUUGCCCUUUUAAAUAUUAAUUUAACAAUGUCUCUUAGUUCUGCUCUGCACAAUCUUCACUCCCCCCCCCCCUACUUGGAACCUCCUCAAAGUGCAAGACCUCCAAAGAUUUUUAGCAAAUCACCGACGAUUACAUGAACAUGCUGCUUUUUCAGAACAACUUUUAAGUUAUAAUUUCGUUACAUGAACUUUGGGUCUGUAUGUGUAUUUGUUAUAUGCACUGAAAACCUCACCUUGUAUGGUGCUCUGUACCCCAUGGGUGCUAAAUAAAGGCUGGCUACUGGCAACUGGA